AUGAGUAACGACAAAACCGUGGUCACAGAAAUCAAUAUAACUGCUAGCAGCGAUUACAGUCUCCAGUGGAAUCGAUGGGCGAUGAAAAGCAUAGGCGCAUGGCCACAGUCCUCGUCGAAUCUCGAGAGAAUCAUCUCUCGAAUAUUGAACGUGAUCUGCUACACCGCAGUACUAUUCACGAUAAUCCCUUGUUCGCUGCACGUAAUGCUGGAAAAAGAGACUUUCUACACGAAAGUGAAAAUACUCGGUCCGUUGAGCCACUGGGUGUUCUGUAUCAUCAGUUACACCAUGCUGUUGCUGCGACGUAAAACCAUACGUCACUUUUUCAAUCAUAUGGAGACCGAUUGGAGAACGACGAUGAGAAAGGAGAAGAAAGAAAUAAUGCUGAAGUACGCGAAAUUUAGUCGAUACGCGGCGAUUUCUUGUACGAUCUUCAUACACGGUGGUAUACUUGGAUAUUGUGUUAUGACAGCGUUCACCACGAUGGUUGUCGUGGUUGGAAACGAGACUAUGAUCUUGCGCGUGCUGCCGUUACCAAUGUACAAAGGGCUCCUUCCAGUCGAUACGAAUACUAUGAACGAGAUCGUUCUUUUGUCACAGUUUCUCUCCGGAUUUAUAGCGAACACCAGUGCGAUCAGUGUUAUAAGCCUUACAAGUGCUCUAACAUCACACGCGUCUGGCCAGUUGGGCGUGGUUAUGUUGUCGAUCGAAGAUUUUGUGAGUGAUGCGAGACGCAGAGGGAAGGACGAUCAUUUCGACGAAAUACCGACAAUCGUGGAGAAACAUUUGAGAGUGUUGAACUUCAUAUCGCGCAUAGAGGCAAUGAUAAACAAAGCGUGUUUCCUGGAGUUAACGAGGUGCACGAUAGCUAUAUGCGUACUUGGAUAUUAUAUAUUCAUGGUAGAUGUAAUUUUGAUCGUACGGGCAUAA
Molecule: messenger RNA, 930 nt
Organism: Habropoda laboriosa
Lineage: Eukaryota; Metazoa; Arthropoda; Insecta; Hymenoptera; Apidae
Exons: 2
Coding region: 1-930 (309 amino acids)
Biological process (GO): sensory perception of smell; detection of chemical stimulus involved in sensory perception of smell
Cellular component (GO): plasma membrane
Molecular function (GO): odorant binding; olfactory receptor activity
Source: RefSeq, a predicted model, not a curated record